Messenger RNA from Neoarius graeffei (lesser salmon catfish), 1185 nucleotides. RefSeq names its product fasciculation and elongation protein zeta-2-like. The record is from RefSeq and is a predicted model, not a curated record. The transcript has 2 exons. Gene Ontology annotation, cellular component: cytoplasm; axon. The coding region runs from base 40 to 1185 and encodes 381 amino acids. Lineage: Eukaryota; Metazoa; Chordata; Actinopteri; Siluriformes; Ariidae.
CUGUCCGGUCCAACUCUCUCAGGAGUCCCGCGGAGAGCCAUGGCGGCUCUGUCGGCUCAGUGUGAGGAAGACUGGCAGGACUUUAACGAGUUUACAGCGGCCUCAGAGUCUGAGCCGGGAGAACCGCUUCCUCAGGGGGAACACUCAGCUUUCUGCUCCGCCGGGGAGAGGAGCGGCGGGGCGGCCGGGGAGAGGAGCGGCGGGGCGGCCGGGGAGAGGAGCAGCUGGAGGUCCCCGCAGGAUCUGCUGCAGGACUUGGAGCAGAAACUGAACUUGUGUUUCAGAAGCAGCACCGCAGACCGUGAGAACAUGCCCGAUAUUAAACCCAUCACCGAGGAGAAUUUACUCCGAGAGGACGAGAUACACACCACUGUAUGGAACGCUCUGACAGAUAACUACGGGAAUGUGAUGCCUGUGGACUGGAAGACUUCUCACACUCGUUCUCUCCAUCUUCCCUCACUCAACCUCAUCCAGCAAACGGUGGACAGUGUGAAUCUGGACCUGUCUGAUGAUGAGGAACUCCGGGAGCAGAUGGACCUUCACUCCAUCAUUGUCUCCUGCAUUAAUGAGGAACCACUGUUUACUGCGGAACAGGUGAUCUUGGAGAUUGAGGAGAUGAUGCAGGAGUCUCCAGAUGCAGAGCCGGAGCAGUGUGUGUCCCCACCAGACCUGUCCAUCCUGUCCCAGGAGCUACACACACUCUCACACUCCUCAUCCACCAGCAGCUAUGAAGAGCAUCUGCAUGGGAUGAGUGUGUGUGAGCUGGAGGUGCUGCUGGAUGAGGUGGAGAAGAAGAUCCGGGUGUUCUCUGAGGAGCUGAUCGAUCAGCUGGCUCUGCGUGAUGAGCUGGACUUUGAGAAGGAGGUGAAGAACACUUUCAUCUCGCUGCUCAUUGACGUGCAGAACAGACAGAAGGAGCUGAUGAAGAGGAGGAGGAAGGUCAGGAGCUCGAGCGGGACGCCCCGGGGAGAGUGCGCGCACACACCCGGGACUUAUUUAACUACAGUUAUACCGUAUGAGAAGCGAAGCGGCGCUCCAUCAGUUGAAGACCUGCAGAUCCUCACUGGGGCCUCCACUGUAAUGAACUCGAUACGAGUUGUCAACAAAUCUUAUAAAUUAGUGCAUGAAAUGCGCUUACAACAUAUUUCCAAUGUGAAUAUUUUAUUGUGUGAUGGUGCAGAAUGA